Molecule: messenger RNA, 723 nt
Organism: Caenorhabditis elegans
Lineage: Eukaryota; Metazoa; Nematoda; Chromadorea; Rhabditida; Rhabditidae
Gene: F36H12.5
Product: Lipoprotein
Exons: 3
Coding region: 93-686 (197 amino acids)
Source: RefSeq, marked reviewed
AUUACAGUAGUUUUAAAAGUUUCAAAUUUAUUCCUCAAGGAUAACAGCUUAGAUUCAGUCUCUCAAGAAAUUGAUUGUCUAACUGAGCAAGCAUGAUUCAUUUGGUUUGUGCUUAUCACAUUUUCGCGAUAAUACUAAUGUCGAUGACUGUCUCUGUUGGAUGCAAAUCGAAGGCUAAAAAACCAAAAGCAGCUGCUCCGAACCCGAUAAGCUCGAUCUCGUCAAACUCGAAAGUCGCCCCUCCAGCUUCUCCACCACCACCACCAGAAGCUGAAAAGAAGCCGGAAACGGGAGAAGAGCCGAAGAAAGAGAAAUCGAAGAUGAAAAGUGAAGUGAAGGAACCAGAUGCUCCAAAAAAGGAUGACAAAACAUCAGAUGAAAAGAAAGAGAAACAGGAGGAUACAUUUGAUGCUGUCAAACCGAAACAACAGGAUGCUGAUAGAAAGAAGGAAUUGUGUGAUAAGAAGAAGGCUGAAAAUAAGGGAGAUUACAAGACAUGGAAUAAAAUUAUUGAAAAUAGUGAAUUCGAUAAGACUUUGAGUGAAAAUGAUGGAAAGAAGAAGAAAAAGAAGAAUAAGGAUGAUGAAAAGGAUGAGAAAAAGGAAGAUACAGAUGGAAAGAAGGAUGAGAAAAAGGAGGAUGAUAAGGAUGACAAGAAGAAGACUGAAGAGGAUGAUAAGAAAUAGAGCUAUUGAAUAUUGAAUAAAACCUUCGAAAAUACAA